GCAUUUGAAACACACACACUGAUUUGCAGAUCAAAACCUUAAAUGUUACACUUUAACAAAACACCUCAACCCAUCGUCACUUUCAUCUUACAAACCCUAAACACCAAACUGUUAACCUUAAAACAACUCCAACAAAUCCAUGCCCAAAUCCUCUCAAACACUACUCUCAUUUCCACCCCCCUCAUCACCACAUUCUUACAUUCAUGUCACCGUUCUCGUAACCUUAAUUACGCCUCACAUUUCCUAUACAACCUCCCACAAUCCUGCUCAAAACCCUCAUUCUGGAAUCCCAUGAUAAAAACAUCUUUAAAUUCUAACAACCCACAAAAUUUCUUCACUUGUUACAAUGCCAUGAUGCGUUGUAAUGUGAACAUAUUCAAUGCCGGCUUUUUUGCUUCGAUUUUGAAAUUUGGCGCCAAAAUUGGGGAUACCCAGUUUGGGGAAAUGUUUCAUUGUGUUGUGGUUAAGAUGGGUUUUAAUUCUGAUGUGGUUUUGGAAACUGGGUUGCUUGAUUUUUAUGCCAAGAUUGGAGAUUUGAGUUGUGCACGGAAGGUGUUCGAUGAAAUGUCUGAAAGAGAUGUGGUUGCUUGUAAUGUUAUGAUUUCGGUGCUUGGGAAGCAUGGGUUUGUUGAGGACGCAAGGGUGUUGUUUGAUGGUAUGUUGGAAAAGGAUUCGUAUACUUGGAAUUCGAUGGUGUCUUGUUAUUUUAAGGUUGGGGAUGUCGAGUCUGCGAGGUUUGUUUUUGAUAGAAAUCCGGUAAAAAAUGAGGUAUCUUGGAACGUGCUGAUUGAUGGGUAUAGUAAAUCGGGUGGUUAUUUUGGUAAUCCGGAUAACUUGGGUGAUAUAGUAACUCUCUAUAGCGAAAUGUUGGUUAGUAAUGUGAGUCCGAGUCAAAGUGCAUUGUCGUUGAUUAUUCAGUUUUGUGCCAGUUUUUGUGCCGUACAACUUGGGAAAGCACUUCAUUGCCAGAUACUCAAGUGGAAUUUUAAUCAUGAUGUGGUUUUACAAACAGGGUUGCUUGACUUUUACGCAAAGGUUGACGAUUUAAGUUCCGCAAAGAGAGUGUUCGAUGAAAUGCCCCAGAGAGACGUUGUGGCAAAUAAUGCGAUGAUUUCAGCACUUAGUAAACACGGGUUUGUAGAAGAUGCACAAAAUCUGUUCAACAGUAUGCAGGAAAAGACUUCGGUUACUUUUAAUUCGAUGAUCACUUGCUAUUCCAAGAUAGGUGACAUCCACUCAGCACGGUUCAUCUUUGAUUCCAACCCCGCCAAAGAUGUGGUCUCGUGGAACGCAAUGAUAGAUUGUUACUGUAAAGCUGGCCUUCUUAGUUACGCCGAAGAAUUGUUUAAUGGAAUCGGUGAAGUAAAAAAUUCUGUCACGUGGAACACUAUGAUUACCGGAUUUGUUCAGUGCAAAGAGUUCCAAAGAGCGUUGCAGUUAUUCGAGCACAUGCAAGCAGAGAGGGUGAAACCGACUGAGGUCACCAUGGUUAGUUUAUUAUCCGCAUGUGCUCAUCUUGGAGCCUUAGAAAUGGGUGAAUGGGUUCGUGACUACAUAAAACGGAAUAAACUUAAAAUCGACGUUGUUUUAGGAAACGCGCUUAUUGACAUGUAUUGCAAAUGUGGAAGUAUAUCACACGCUCUAGACGUUUUCGACAAACUUGGUGUGAAAAACAUUUUCUGUUGGAAUUCCAUCAUCAUAGGAUUAGCAAUGCAUGGUUAUGGUAAAGAAGCGAUCGAUUAUUUUUAUAAAAUGAUUCAAGAAGAUAUAAUAAAUCCAGAUGGAGUUACUUUCGUCGGUCUUUUAUGCGCUUGCAGCCACUCGGGGUUAAUCUCCCAAGGUAAAAUGUAUUUUUCUCAAAUGCAAAGCGUUUAUGGUGUUGAACCAGGGAUCGAACACUACGGGUGUAUGGUUGACCUUUUGGGUCGGUCGGGUCAACUUAAAGAAGCACUAGAACUCAUAACUAGCAUGCCAUUAAAGCCGAACGCAAUAGUAUGGGGAAGUUUGCUUCGAUCGUGUCAUAUACAUAAAGAUACCGAACUUGGAGAGCAAGUUACUCAACGGUUACUAGAACUGGACCCACGUGAUGGUGGGAAUUACGUGUUUUUGUCAAAUCUAUACGCGUCAUUGAGUCGAUGGAAGGAUGUAGACAGAUGUCGGAAGUUAAUGGCAGAAAGCGGGGUCCACAAGGUACCCGGGUGUAGUUCAAUUGAGGUGGACAAUGUAGUACAUGAGUUUGUCGCGGGAGAUAGUUCACAUCCUCAGUUUUCACAAAUAAACGCGUAUUUGGUUGAGAUUGGAAAGAGACUAAAAGAUGAAGGUGGUUAUGAGGCGGACACGGGUUCUGUGUUUCAUGAUAUAGAUGAGGAGGAAAAAGAAGGGGCGGUUAGUUAUCAUAGUGAGAGAAUCGCGGUUGCUUUUGGACUCAUGAGUAGCCCCCGUGUUGGGAAAGUAAUCCGAGUGGUUAAGAAUUUAAGAACGUGUGACGACUGUCAUACUGUUAUGAAGCUUAUAUCGAAGGUGUAUAAGAGGGAGAUCGUUAUGAGGGAUCGUAAUAGGUUUCAUCAUUUUAGCAAUGGGGUUUGUUCAUGUAAGGAUUUUUGGUGAUUGAUGUAUGUAUGUUUAUAACAUUUUAGUAACC
This is a messenger RNA of Helianthus annuus (common sunflower), 2641 nucleotides long. RefSeq names its product pentatricopeptide repeat-containing protein At3g62890-like. The record is from RefSeq and is a predicted model, not a curated record. Bases 43 to 2607 code for a protein of 854 amino acids. Gene Ontology annotation, molecular function: protein binding; zinc ion binding; RNA binding. Gene Ontology annotation, biological process: RNA modification. The transcript has a single exon. NCBI's taxonomy places the organism in Eukaryota, Viridiplantae, Streptophyta, Magnoliopsida, Asterales, Asteraceae.